Molecule: messenger RNA, 695 nt
Organism: Ilex paraguariensis (yerba mate)
Lineage: Eukaryota; Viridiplantae; Streptophyta; Magnoliopsida; Aquifoliales; Aquifoliaceae
Source: the annotation of a GenBank genome assembly
GCCAGAAUUUCCUUACGGUCUCUUCUCUCUCUCUGAGGCCACUCAUCUCUUUCACUUGCCGUAGCACGCUGUCCAUCGUCCACUAGCCACCAGAUUCAGUACUAAAUCAAUCCAGCCUACUUGAUCAUUAUGUAUGAAUUUGGCCGAACACUGUUCCAAUUCCAAUUCCAUAGAAAGCUGCAUGUAUUAUCCCGUGAUGGUCCUAGCCAAACCCUAAAGAUGAAAAUUGCUGAAUUAGAGAAGAUCAGGAAGAAGAAGAACACCAAGAAAAAUCAGUUAUUUGUGGAGACUCCCGAAUCGAAAUCAUACUUGGAUACAGCCACUAUGCCGAUGAUUCUCACUGCAGUUGGAGUUGCAGUAUUUGCAAAGCUCCUGAUGAUGUAUGAUGAGUCAAAAUCCCAAGAGAUGAUUGAGCGCAAAAUAAAGAAUGCUCCUGCUGGUCAAGGCACUGUUAGAAUGCUCACUCGAGAGGAGUGGGAAGAAAUCCAAGAAUUGCGGCCAAGGACUCCGUUUGAAUCUAAGCUUGCUCGGCCAAAUGCCCGGAUAAGAACUGGCGAACCUUUGCACGUGGAUGAUUUGAAGGAUUGGACAAUCGAUGUGCUAUCAGAUGCACUCACAAGAGCUGAAGAAAGUGUUAGACACAGAUCCAAGUGACUAUGGUAACUUACAGCCUCUAUAAACCCCCCCCCCCCCCC